Molecule: messenger RNA, 2367 nt
Organism: Candida tropicalis MYA-3404
Lineage: Eukaryota; Fungi; Ascomycota; Pichiomycetes; Serinales; Debaryomycetaceae
Product: DEAD/DEAH box helicase family protein
Exons: 1
Coding region: 1-2367 (788 amino acids)
Biological process (GO): nuclear-transcribed mRNA catabolic process, nonsense-mediated decay
Cellular component (GO): cytoplasm
Molecular function (GO): RNA helicase activity
Source: RefSeq, a predicted model, not a curated record
AUGGCUAUCAAAUGCUCGACAUGUCACCAACCAUUUGACCACUAUGAUCAACUUGUAUUACAUAUCCGUAAUGCAAAACAUUUACCAGGAAAACUAGAGAAUCAAAUAAAUAUUGAUUACCAGAAAGAGAUUGUAUGUCUUGCUCUGAGUUUUGAUAAAUUGCUGGUAACUGCUGCUUCUAAGAAUCCAUUGAAUAAUCAGAGUGCAAGUACUCCAUUGAGAAAUGUUGAAACCAACAAAACUAAUGCUGUGGGCAUCUUUCCAAACCACAAAAAUAAAUCGCGAAGCAAAAGAUCGAGGCCCAAUGGUAACAAUCGGGCCGGUGCUAAGUCUGCUGAUAAUGACACUGAUGAGUUUGUGAAAUCGUAUAUCAAGAAGUUUUUGCCAAACAGUAAACCAAAAAUCAAUUUUCAUUCAAUGACUGAAUACAGCCGUCACUUCACAACUUUAUCAUUUUUGCAGGAUAUUACUGAUAAUCCCAGAAAUAUUACAGAUAAAAAAGACUUUAAAAUCAUUUGGAAUGAAGAACAAGCCUUGAAAAACAAAGAGUAUCAAAUUAUUUUAACUAGCGAAAGUGAAUUGGUAAAGAAAAUGCAGGAUCCAGAUAUGCUUCACCUAGUAAGUAACCCGUUUAUUUAUGAGCUGACAAUAUUUAUGUUUAAUGAAAUUGGUCAACUCUGGGCUGGCUAUGUUUAUCGCGAUGAAACUAUCAAGGAUAAAAACACCCAAAUUAAUCACAUUAAUUUAACAAUUAAACUUUAUGAUUGGAAUGACAAACCAUUACCAAGGGGUCAAGAUACUUGUGGAUUAAAAAUCUAUCCUGCUUCAGUUCAAGUAACCAGAAUGUUGAAUGCCAUGCAUUGUUUUUCAAAUACGAUGCUAGAAAAUAUUAUUUUGGGGAAGAAUCCAAUUUAUAUGGAUAUCUACAAUAAUUCUACGGUGGACAAGCUUGAAAAUAAAAUGUUGAAUGAAUCACAAAGACGUGCAGUGUUUACUUCUUUAUAUAAUCCAGUCACAUUUUUGCAAGGACCACCUGGUACCGGGAAAACUUCUGCAAUCUAUGAAAUAGUGGUUCAAUUAUUGCAGUCAAACGAAUAUCCUAUUCUUGUUACUGCUGCAUCUAAUGUUUCUGUUGAUAAUAUUGCAGAAAAGUUAAUGAAGUCCCAUCCUGAAACUUUAAUAAGAAUUCCUGCUACUCAAAAGCUUGCAGAAUAUGAUAGGAAACAUCCAUUAGCAAGUAUUUGCUUGCAUCACAUGGUAUACGAUCUGUUGACCCCGGAACAACAAAGGAUUGCUGAUAGAUUGUAUCAUAAGGAUGUUGCUUCAAUAGAUAAGUGUGAGUUCGAUAGUUUUUGCAAUGCUCGAAAAAAGAAGUCUAUGGAAAUCCUUAGUGCCCAUAAGGUAAUUUUUGCAACAACCACAGUUGCUGGUGGUGGUCAGAUAAAAAGUUUACCUCAAGUCCGUGUCGUUCUUAUUGAUGAAGCAACACAAUCAGCUGAACCAGCUACUUUGAUUCCAUUAGCAUUACCUAGACUUAAAAAAGUUGUUGUUGUUGGUGACGAUAAACAAUUGAGUUGUUUGUCAGAAAUUAAAAGCCUCUCAAUGUCCAUGUUCGAAAGACUUUUGUUGAAUAAUACUUGCGCCAAUCCAUUAAUGUUAGAUACGCAGUAUCGAAUGCAUCCACAAAUAAGUGAAUUCCCAAGACUACAAUUUUGCAAAGGUAAAUUGACUGACGGUAUUAGUUCUAGUGAAAGGCAAGAAAUAGGAAUCACCCAUCCUUUAUAUUUUUGGGAUACUGAUGGAGAUGCCCCUGAAUCCCCUAUCCAAAAUAAAAAGAAAGCUGACAAGGGCUUCACAUAUGUAAAUCCUUUUGAAGUUGCAUAUGUUCAGCUGGUGUUACGUACUUUGAUCCAAGACAAAAAGAUAAAUCCAUCAAGAAUAGGAGUUAUAACAUCUUAUGCGGGCCAGCGUGAUGUCAUAUCAUCAAAUUUACUUCAGGAUCGUAUAAUUAAUCCAGAUGCAGAAAAAUUGAAACAAGAAGUAGAUCUUGUUAAUCAACGAGUCAGAUCAGCCAAGGGAGCUACAAUCAAUUUUGUUGCAGGUAUUAUGAUUGCAACGGUGGAUGCAUUUCAAGGAAGAGAGAAAGACAUUAUUGUAAUGUCUUGUGUCAGGUCAAAUGUGGAUGGUAGUAUUGGUUUCUUGAAAGAUGAAAGAAGAUUGAAUGUUUCUUUGACCAGAGCCAAAUAUAGUAUGAUCCUUAUUGGAGACGUUGAGUGUUUAAAGAGAAGAGGAAAAGUGUGGAGAAAUUACUUUGAAUUUUUAAAAACCAAAGGUGCAAUCCAUAAAGAAACAGAGUUUGUAUAUUAG